Molecule: messenger RNA, 795 nt
Organism: Rangifer tarandus platyrhynchus (Svalbard reindeer)
Lineage: Eukaryota; Metazoa; Chordata; Mammalia; Artiodactyla; Cervidae
Source: the annotation of a GenBank genome assembly
AUGGCGCCCUCUGGGCUCCUCGUCACCGGCGCCUCCUUCGCUGCUUUCCGGGGGCUGCACUGGGGGCUGCAGCUACUGCCCACGCCGGGAUCUGCCGCCCAGGACCGCUGGAAGUGGCGGAACACUUGUGUCUCCCUGGUGCACAGCCUGCUUACGGGGGCCGGGGCGCUGCUCGGGCUGUCGCUGUACCCUCAGAUGUCCGCCGACCCGAUUCAUGGCCACCCUCCCUGGGCUCUGGUGCUGGUGGCUGUCUCUGUGGGUUAUUUCCUGGCAGAUGGGAUUGACUUGUUCUGGAACCAGACCUUGGGCCAGGCCUGGGAACUUCUUUGUCACCAUGUGGUGGUAGUGAGCUGCCUCAGCACCGCCGUUCUGUCCGGCCACUACGUGGGCUUCUCUGUGGUGUCUCUGCUCCUGGAGCUCAACUCCACCUGGCUGCACCUACGACAGCUACUGCUGCUCUCUCGCCAGGCCCCAUCCCUGGCCUUCAGUGUGACCAGCUGGGCCACCCUGGCCACCCUGGCCCUCUUCCGCCUGGUGCCACUGGGAUGGAUGAGCCUGUGGCUGUUCCAGCAACGCCACCAGAUCCCUCUUGCUCUGGUCAUCCUUGGUGGAACUGGACUGGCCACUGUGGGUGUCAUGAGCAUCAAUUUGGGUGUCCACAUUUUGGUCCGUGAUGUUUUGCGAUCUCGGCCCUGCCCACCCAUCCUUGGAAACAAGGAAACCAGGGGCACCAGGACAGAUUGUGAUGGUGAGUCCAUCAUCAGGGAUGAUUCCACUCUCAGCCUGAAAGACUGA